This is a messenger RNA of Spinacia oleracea (spinach), 960 nucleotides long. Its product is annotated as glutaredoxin-C4. The coding region runs from base 23 to 646 and encodes 207 amino acids. Lineage: Eukaryota; Viridiplantae; Streptophyta; Magnoliopsida; Caryophyllales; Amaranthaceae. Gene Ontology annotation, biological process: cellular response to oxidative stress. The transcript is spliced from 5 exons. Gene Ontology annotation, cellular component: cytoplasm. The record is from RefSeq and is a predicted model, not a curated record. Gene Ontology annotation, molecular function: glutathione disulfide oxidoreductase activity.
GACAAAGUACCUAACCUAAAACAUGGCUCUCACUAAUUUACUCAGAAUCACUCCAAAUAACUUCCCAUUCCAACAUUCGACUAGAACCAAAAUAACCAAUAUUACCCUCCAAAAAUUUACCGGAACAGUAAUAAAAUCAAGUUACUAUAAUUGGCAGAAUUUCACUACAAGUAGUAAAUUAAUCAGAUCUUCAUUUUCCGAACAUCACAAAGUGCAAACCUCAACAUCAUCGCCGGAAAUGGACGGAGAAAUAACGCGCCGCCGUAGCAUUGCAGUCAUGAUGUUGCUCUCGGUCUUCCUUGCGGCGUCGCCGGCAUCUGCUUCAUCUGAAGCUGAUUUUAUCAAGAAAACCAUCUCUUCUCAUACUAUCGUCAUCUUCUCAAAAUCUUAUUGCCCGUACUGUAGAAGGGCAAAAGAGGUUUUUAAAGAGUUGAACCAAGAACCUCAUAUAAUUGAGCUGGACGAGAGAGAUGAUGGUUUUAGCAUUCAAGAUGCACUUGGUGGUAUUGUAGGGAGACGCACAGUACCUCAGGUAUUCAUCAAUGGAAAACACAUUGGUGGAUCAGAUGAUACUGUUGAAGCCUAUCAAGAUGGAGAGUUGGCCAAACUUCUGGGUAUUGAAUCAGCCGAUCAUGAUGAUCUUUGAUACAAUGUCUGCGAAGGCAGACUGUCGUCAUAAUUUUAAAAUAUGAAGGCACUACUCAAGCAUGCUUUCAGUAUCAGGUUGCUAGAAGUUUGAACUUUGAUUGGUUGAUCCCCUCAUGAUCUAUGCCAUAUGAUAUCUACAAUGUCUUUUCCAUGGCAUUAGACGACAAAGGAAACGCAGUCUUUUCUUAGUGUACUCCCACAAAAUUAUUAGAGAAUGAUUUCAGUAACCUUCUUUUUCUUUCUUUUCUCCUGGUAAAAUUUUGGACUUGAUUCUAGACUCAUUUAUUUCUCUGAAUGGUCUCUUUUUGGCUA